Messenger RNA from Adineta ricciae, 1257 nucleotides. The record is from the annotation of a GenBank genome assembly. Lineage: Eukaryota; Metazoa; Rotifera; Eurotatoria; Adinetida; Adinetidae.
AUGUCUUAUCCCGAAGAUGUUUAUACAAGAGGAUUGUUUGACGAAGAAGAAAGUCCUAUUAAGUAUUUUAUCUGUUUCAAUUGCGGUAAGUCGAUUAGAUCUUCGUAUUUCCGGUCUAAUGGACAUCACUACCAUCGACGAUGCUUUGAAAACUUUUAUACAGACGAGUUACUAGAAUUACCUACGAACAGAAACGAAUAUGCAUCAACUGUGAACACUCCGAGAUACCGUCCAACAAGUGUCGAGGAUGUAGAAACUGUUCGAUUUAGUCCAUGGAAUUUUUCCGAAAGGUCGUUUGUAUUAGAAGAACGAACAGUUUUACCACCUAUACCAAGACCGAAACCUGCAUCUACAAGGAAGACUUCAAUCGAACCUGGCAUUGCACGAUAUGUCGAACGUCGUCGUGCUUUUGAAGCUAGAAAAAACUUUAUUCCAGCUGGACAACAGCAAUCCAUGUACUCAGACCCGUUAUUGAGUCCAAAAAGUUCAGAUAUAUACGAUGUUUCAACCACAUCUUCUAUCAAACCUCGAAUUUUGCCAUUGAUACAACCAAAAAAUGUCCAAACAUGCACUAUUUGUCUUGAAAAGAAAUCAAAAACUCAAUUUGAAAUCCGCCAUAAUAAACAAUGUAUACAUAAGCAACGUACAAUAUGCGAUGAAUGUCUCUAUCAACAUGUGAAAAUUUCAUUUCAAAAUCUUCUUAUUACCGAUUAUUAUUGCAUGGAACCAGAUUGUAGAACUGUAUUUGAUUUGCAAGCUAUCCAAAAGAUUCUCAAAUACGCUAGAGAUAGACCGAUACUAGAUCGAUAUAAUGCAUUUCUUAGGGAUCGCGAACUUGAAAAACAGGCGGAUUUUCUUUGGUGUGCACAUGGAUGUGGGUGUGGUCAAAUUGUUAUCGAUGGCAAUGAAUAUAAUAUUAUCACUUGUAGAAGAUGUUUCAAGAAAACAUGCUUCAUUCACCGAACCGUAUGGCACGAAAAUCUGACAUGUAAGCAAUAUGAUGAGAAAAUUCGAACUGAAGAACAAGAAACAAAUCAAUGGAUCGCGCAACGUACUAAAAAGUGUCCGAAAUGUUCUGUUAACAUUGAGAAAAACCAAGGUUGUGACCAUAUGACUUGUAUAAGAUGCAAUUUUGAGUUCUGUUGGAUAUGUCUUGUCGACUUUCAAGAUAUUCGAAGGGAUGGAAAUCAUCGGCAUCAUUCGAGUUGUAGACAUUAUUUUGCGUUUGGUCAAAGACACGAACAGACCAAUUUUUGA